Messenger RNA from Symbiodinium natans, 555 nucleotides. Lineage: Eukaryota; Dinophyceae; Suessiales; Symbiodiniaceae. The record is from the annotation of a GenBank genome assembly.
AUGGCAAUGCGAAUUCUCCUCGCCCUUAUCCGCCUUGCCGUGCUCGCAGCUGGCGCCAAAGUUGCUUCAGAUCCUUGGAGCAAAGGCGGGCCACAGACAACCAUUUCCGCAUCCAAUGAAGAUCUCGCUGCGAUACACAUCUCCGCUUCAAGUACUACCAUCUACGUGGUUGUCAACAAGGCUAAAGUUGUGGGCCAGUAUGACGACCUGGCGGAUGCAAGGGUCAAGCUUCUUGAAUAUACUGGCCAUGGCAACAGCCGCAUGGUGGUCCCGGUGACUCAUGGCGCCGUUCAGCACAGGCCCGUUGACUUUAACAAGGCCAACAACCUCAACUGGUGGUGGGGUGGGUGGGAUGACAUAGACAGCAUGGUCGACGUCGCAGGAGCAUGGAUGGUCGAAGAAAACAAAGCUGGCAGCUUGGCUGCUUUGUCCUUUGCUGAAGGUUGGCGCGGCAGAAGGGCCCAACCACAGUGGUUCGCCAGCUUGUCUCGCAGGGAGGAGCAGCUUACCCAGCAGGUGUCCUCUUUUGAUGAUCUUGCACUGCACGACUGCUAA